AUGUGGGUGCAUAUGACAUUAGAAGAAGGGGGCGAUGUUUUAAAAGAGCUAUCAUCAAUGAUUCUUCUAAGCAUCGAGGAUGUAGAAUCCCAUGAAAGAGAUCGAUUGGAUCAAGUGAAAGAUAAUGUCAUGAAAAUUGGUGGAUAUCUUUAUCAGCCUAUUCCAUUCCAUUUGCGUCUGCUUGCUGAUAUCCGUUUUGAAUCCUGUGAAAAACGUGCUGAUUCCAUGAUUUCAACCGGAUUCUGUAAAACUUUAUCAAAAUCAUAA
Clunio marinus is the source of this 267-nucleotide messenger RNA. The record is from the annotation of a GenBank genome assembly. NCBI's taxonomy places the organism in Eukaryota, Metazoa, Arthropoda, Insecta, Diptera, Chironomidae.